This is a messenger RNA of Letharia columbiana, 264 nucleotides long. RefSeq lists its product as uncharacterized. The transcript is spliced from 2 exons. NCBI's taxonomy places the organism in Eukaryota, Fungi, Ascomycota, Lecanoromycetes, Lecanorales, Parmeliaceae. Bases 1 to 264 code for a protein of 87 amino acids. The record is from RefSeq and is a predicted model, not a curated record.
AUGGCCGUCGGGAGCUCCUACGGAGAUCAGCUUCGGGCCAAGAAGCGCGUGAUCUUAUUGCUCAGCGAUGCCAUUGAUAGACAGGAAGCCAUCGAAACAGAGAGCCAUCGAGAGACAUCGGAGCCCGCAGAAAACAUGGCAGACCUCCCCAGUGAACAUACUCAACAUGCCGAACUCGUCAGCGACGCCAUCCCGCCCCCACCCCCCCAGACCCGCGAGCCGCGGCGCGGUACCAACGAGGCCUCCCGCCGUCUCCGGAAAUAA